Molecule: messenger RNA, 6585 nt
Organism: Trypanosoma brucei brucei TREU927
Lineage: Eukaryota; Euglenozoa; Kinetoplastea; Trypanosomatida; Trypanosomatidae
Gene: Tb927.8.940
Exons: 1
Coding region: 1-6585 (2194 amino acids)
Source: RefSeq, a predicted model, not a curated record
AUGCAAAUGUUUCUAAGAAGGGACUCAACCCACUGUGGCACAGGUACCAGCCAUGCUUCCUCUCUAUCUCCACGUUACCGACAUUGCUGUAAGGUGCCCUUUACUUUUUGGGCUUCAGUUCUGUGCAUCGUGUCGUCAACGUUUUUAUGCAGCAGUGGAGCUGCAUCACUUGUGUUACGACCUAACAAACCGCUGGUGAACGUACCGUUCAGUGUGGAAACGACGGACCAGAGUAUCAAAGCAGAUAUUUUCGUUUCGCGUAUGAGUACAUGUGACAAUACACAGAUCAUUGGCUCCAAGUGCAAAAUAUCCAAGAAUGCGCCAUGUAAUUUCACGGUUACGAGCAAUGAUGUGGGCAUUGACCCGUGGUACGAUACGAAAGUACGUGAAGUGUAUAUAUGUGCUGGUGAUGCGUUUCCCUCCCUUUCUUUGUCUGUGCAGCUGAGCCUUGUUGAAGCCAUACCACGCUAUUUGAAACGUGAUGUUGACAACACUAUUCGAUUCGGCGACGCAGUGCCUGUUGGAACCUUCAUUACAUUUCACCGCAAUGAAAACUGUGACGACGUGAGCAUGAUUCAAGGUCUGCCACCUGCCGAACUGGGUUCUAACCGGGAGGUGAGAGUGACACGGAGUGUCCAAAGCGUAAUUUAUCUUUGUGCUAAGGUACCCACGAGUGAUGGCAAAACUUUCGUCGUUCCUGCCUCUGUGUUACUUGCUGUGCCACGUUAUGACACGAACAACACUGAUGCACUUCGGCACACGAACGAAACAUUUCGCUUGGAGGCUGUAGGCAACCUCGUGUGGGCAACUUUUUCUCAGUCACCCCUAUGUGAUCCGAUCCUUCAGGACCCCGUGGGUGGGGAAACGUUGCAGGUUGUUAAUAUGGAGGUUUCUGUGCCUAAAGGUGACUAUUUUCUGUGUAAUGGUUGGCCCUACCACAAGGGUGGCAGGUUAUAUUCACCAUCUGAGAACAAGGUAACUGUUCGGGAGUACGGCGUUCAGCCACGGACCCUAUACAGUGGGUACGGGACUCGCAUUAAGUAUACAAUGGAUGCAGCGACUGCAGCUGCUAACGAUGUGAAGUUGGUGCUUGAUUUCUACAUGUAUUCCAACUGUACAGGGGCUGUGCGUGUGGAUGGUCCAUCAGGAAUCCAAUAUCGGGGCCCCCCAGUAAAGAAGCGUCGCUCGCGUUCGGAUGGGGGUGCAGUUGCCUUACCUGUUUCAGGUACGUACUACGCGUGUCUUGAGGGGAGCACGACUGCAUACCCCAAGGCGCGUGCGGCUGUUGUGACAGUUCUGCCGCCACCGACGGUAUCAUUUGAUGAAGCCAACGUGAUCAGUGGACUUGAUUUGACGGUUUUGUUGAGCGGCCACAAUGCGGGGCGGAGUGGUGUGAUAACGGUUGGUUUAUCGGUAACCCCGGAGUGUGAGGAACUCAACUCAAAAGGUGAUGUGAGAGUUGGCGCAAGUUCUGUCACGUUUCGAGUUCCUGAGGACGCACUCCCGAACAUGACUUUGUGUGUCGCGACUCCCUCAUCUGUCGACCUACAAGCGGACGAGGAACCUGACGAGGGAUAUACCUACCCUGUGAAGAAUAUUGCGACGCGGCGAUACAAACUGAAACACCGGACCCUUUUCGUGGGUGUGGCUGAGACGAUUCAUCUUGAUGCCAACGUGACUCUCAAGGCAGGAACAACCGGGUAUUUCUCCCUGGAUAAUUGCCUUACACCAGUCGGGGAGACAUACUCCAUGAAUGCAACUGCCCUGUACGGCGUUGCGUUUUCUACUGCGGGUAGACAUGUGCUGUGUGUGAAGACACCGGGCACGGAACAUCCUGUGAAUCGCCCCUAUUCGAACGUUGGGAAUGUCAUGGUAUACGGUCCUGCGGAGUUGUCGCCGGCUUCCAUUGUAAAAGGUGUCAGUACACCCGUCAAGGUGUCCGCCGUACCGCCUGAGGCGCCCAUAGUGUUCAGUGAAAGUGAGAGCUGCACACCAUCCAUUUCUGAGGUAAAUGCAACGGCUGAAGGGGAGGCGUCCGUGACGGUGAUGCGCAACACAGUUGGCAAGGUGUACGUAUGUGUUGGUUACCAUGACAGUGAUGGGGGUGCCUGGAAAGUGAGGGUAUCGGGUAUGUUAGCUGUUUCCGAUGUGGAGGUAUUCCCCAGGACCGUGUUCGUUGGCGUAAGCAAUCGAGUCAAUUUUAUUGUACCUGAUAAGACCUCCCUCAAAGGUCUGAAGGUGCUUUUUAAGGAAACGAGUGAUGUGAACUGUGGCGAAAUUGUGGAUGAUGGUACUGCCGUUGCUAUUAGAAUUACUGAAGUGGGUCCGGCGUAUGUGGUCUACACAGCUGUUGGUAUGAAGAAAUGGAAGGUAUGCCUGUGGAAGGGGAAUGGAUACGAAGAUGUAGGUUUAAUUCAGUCACAGCAGCAGCUAGAGCUUGUGCCGGAUUCACCUAUUGGCGUUGUUGGUCUUCCCCUCAGCAUGAGGUUUCGAGGAGAGGCGCUGACUGCGCUGCAGCCAACACGCUUUCUUGUGAGCGAGAGCAUUGAGUCGUGCCAAAGUGCCCCCGGUGGUGGCAUUAGGGUGUACGGUGAGGGUUGGGUUGACCCCAUAAGUGGGAGUGCAGAACCUUUUGUGGUUCAGAAGGCUGGCGAACUGCAUGUUUGCGUGGGGUGGGGUGAUACCAAUGAAUCGUAUUACUUGUACGGAGGGAAGGUAAGUGCUGAGGAUUUUGCUGUGGAUUCUCUGUACGCUGUCCGUAGGUCAACGAAUAAUUUUGUGGCAAGACCGCUGCUUAAGAAGGCAUCUUUGUUCCUCGUGCGCUGUGUCAACGCCGCUUCCUGCAAAGUCCCACUGAAUGCAAGGAUUUGUGAGGAGGCGACUGAGCGCUACUACACUGGGCCAACUACUCCCUUGGAGGAUGUUCUACUAGGCGAAUAUGCAUUGUGUCAGCAGGAUGAGCGGCGUUUGGGAGUUGCUGUUGGUCAGAAGCCCCUUAAGGUGAUUAACCCGUUUACGGCGUCCUUUAAUGUGUCACUCGUACGGAAGCACACACCUCUUCGCUUGACCCUUGAUGGGGGUAGCUUGCAUAUAGGGGCGUCGAAUCUCACCGUUUACAUUGUCCCCCCAGAGCUUAACUGCACAGAGGCGAAUGCUUCGUAUGACAGUUUUCCCUUUGCUUCCGGCGAACACAGUAAGGAUGUUACCAUUGUGAAGACGCCAGCUGUGGCGAAGGGUGCCAGGGUGUGUGUCGGUAUUUCUGCGUAUGAUAAGUUGCCUGCAUCUACUUUCAAUAUUUUUCACUACAUGACUCCUGCGACGAUUAUUGCAGGUCGCAGUGUGACCGUGGAGUCCAGUGGCAUUCAAAGUGGGAGGGUGAGGAUCUCCACCUUAGAAGCGUGUACUGACAGUAUCUUGAGUGAGUACGACACGGUCAUAGCCAACUCUAUGUCAACGCUGCAUGUGGAUAAGUGCAAAUACCGGAACCGUGAUCUGACAGAUGUGUACUAUUGUGAGCGUGGGGAAAGCGGUGGGUAUGUUAUGCGUGGGACUAUGCAACUGAUUCACUUAGAUGAAUGCCCCGGUGGAAAGCAGCCUGCGGUACGGCCGGUGACGGCGCUUCCAGCGAAACAAGUAACCGACUAUGGCAUUGACAAGGCGAUCCUUACCAGUCCCUUUCUUUCCACAAGGAGUGACUGCAAUGGAGUACUUAGUCAGAGCAGAGCCACAAUGACGCCACGGUACAAUCGGAAUCUUACGUUUUAUGUGUGUACACACACAAUAAGGGAUCCUGGGUAUGUCUUCACAACAGAUGGCCCGACGCUUUCAGUGGAAAACUUCCGUGUUGUGAACCCUAGCAUUCAUGGACGUGUGGAUAGCGACAGCGAGGUGCUAGGGCCUGCGAACUUAGUGAUGAACUACGCUACCCGAACACCGGACACGUACCUAAGCGAUUGCGCGGUGUGUGGCGAGAAGAUUGUGGCGGCCCCCGGUCUUGCAGAGACCCCAGUUGAGGAGGCGGUUACGCUAAUAGGUAUCUCAGGCGUGAAAUGUGUAUGUGUAUUGGGGGAACAACCCACCUCGCCUCCAAUACCAGUAGCGGAGGUUCUCAUCAUAACUCCGCCCAUCGUGAAGAAGAUCGAUCCUGCGGCGGUUCCCACUGCUCGGUUUCACGCAAAACUGCAGACACCUGUGGUCUCUGGAGCAAAGCCAUUGUACUCGUUAGUGCCCGGGGAAGACGCAGAGAACCCACUUGCGUAUCUACACAACUCCGACUUUCGUGGCGUAUAUCUCUCCGAAAAUGCGUGCGCAACCACUCUGACGGGGAACUCUGUGGGUUACGUGCGGCCGAGCGGCAGCGUUGUACUGGGUCCGACCUUCAUUCCAGGGAGGUUGCCUUCCGUGUCGUUGUGCGUUGGGACCCCCGCCGGGAACCUCAGUGUUGUAUCGGAAGUGGAGGUUUCUACUGAUAUCAUCUUUCCGUCGUCAUUUGUUCUGGGGACGGAGGCAGAGGUGUACAUUCCUCUGUCGCCAAACUCAGCAUUUCGUCUGCGGCGAGAUGCUUCCUGUGGUGGUGAGGACGUGGUGCCAUUCUUUACGACUGACGAGGAGGCGCGUGGUAAUAUAUCGUUCAAGAACGUGAAUGCGGCCGGGUUACCAUCCGCGGGUGUGUGGACGCUCUGCCAGGAGGUUUUUGACGGCAGUGCGACGCGUCCCAAAAUUGUGAAAAUAAGCGCUAAUGGGAUAGCAGCACGUGUUGCUUCGGCAAAGCAGCUCCUCCCGAUUGCGCAGAUUGAGACAUUUGACCCUACGUAUUACAAUAUUCGUGGGAGAGACGUCCUUCUUGGUGUUCCUGGCGUUCUGUACUUGAUGGACGACCUGUAUGCUGAGAGCUUGCUUCCCGGUUUUAGCACAGACAGAAGUUGCCUGCGUCGAAAUGAAUCACAUGGAAGUUGGGCACUGGUGGGUGAUGAUGACGCGGCAAGCGCCCGCCGUGUUUCUGUUACCGCGCAAAAUGGUACGGACUCGAUAUAUUUCUGCGCUACCACUCCUGUCAACCGUUCAGUCGUCAGUGUCCCUUUGAGCUCUAGCCUCCGCUUCAUUCCACCCGUCAGUGUAUUUCCUUCGAUAGUGGAACCUUGUAAGGUGACACCACUCGAGUCGUGCCGUGCACCGGACUCUUCCCACCGCCAGACGGUUGUGCGUGUGAUCAAGGGUGACUGUUGCAACCCCACUGACAAGGGCGUCACCGUCGGGGAAGCCAGUGAGGGCUCAGAUGGCAAGUGUAAGUUGAGGAUGAACCACAACAAAAUUAGAGACUACCCCGCGGGCACGGAGUUCAGUGUUUGCGCAUGGGACCUCACAGACAAUACCUACUGCGUUACUUUGGGUAAUGUGAAGGCAAGUGGGGAUAUAUGUGGUGGGUCUGCUUGGGGUCCAUUGGGAAUGGGGGCGGUGAUUGCCAUUAUUGUGGCAGCUGUGUUGCUGUUUCUGCUGCUGUUGUUGCUUGCCGUGUGCUUUUUGCGACGAUGCUGCUCUAAGGAGAAGGAGGAGCGACAACUUGUCGUUGCAGAUAAGAUGCAGCUGGACAAUCUCGACAUGUCUUGUAUCAGUGGAACAUCUCCCGACCCCGAAUAUUUGGAAAGCGGUAACAACCCACUGCUUCUGGGGUUCUACUCUGGUGAUGGUUCCCCCAAUACCAAUACCACCGCGAGGACGAUGAUCGAUGGCAUGACAUCGGGUGUUGACGACUUUGCGUGGGGCGGUGACUUUCCUGGGAGGGCGGACUGGACUUCUGUCGAGGAGCAAGAGUGUGAUGAUCGUGAUCAGAUCGCAUUACAGGAGGCGAGGGACCGCUACAACAUGGCGCUUGUCUUUACAGACGGUAUUGAGCGUAUCCGCGUGGAUGCAAAGGAACUGGAACUACAAUUUGACUACAGUGGAGAAUUCAGCAUGUAUGAGGGUCCGACUGGCAGGGGUGUGAAUGUCAAUCCAAUACCUGUGACUGUACCGGCAGAUCACCCGGACCUGCUGAAUGCCAUUUAUAUGAGGCGUGCCUCACAGCGUCGGCGCUUGCAAUCGCAAACACGUGAGGAAAUCGAGGUUUCCGUUCAUGAUACCAUGUCAGAGAUGUCGACGGACGUUCAUGAUACGUCGCGGCUCACGAGUUAUGACAUGAUGAGUUACACCACUACACAGCACUUCUACGAGGAGUCGACGUUUAUGCUUGAAAGCGAGGCUGGGCGGCGUAUGCGGCUCGUGAACUGGGAGGAAGAGGAGUGGCAGGCGAUAGUUGAUGCCGAGUUUAGUGAUUAUGUCCGUUUGCAGCAGGCCAUGCGCUCGAUUCCUCUACCACUACCCCAAGCCGUUGUGCUUCCCUUCAACUCAACUGCGACUCGUGGCAGAGACACUAUAAAUUACAGCGGGCACACCCAUGUUGACGGUGAAGGAGUCACUGUGCUGCCUGUAUACGACACACCACCUUUUCAUAAUCCGCAUGCGGCAUCCGUCGACGAAGCGCAGGCGUAUCCCAAUCACGAUGAGGAAAGCAAUGUUUCUCUCUCAUGUGAUUCGUCGCACAACUAA